GAGAGGCUUCAGACAGUGACAAGCUGCUUUGAGCGUCCUCAGCGGCCCGCGAGACGAGCCCCACGCAAGGCGCCUGCACGGAGCUGUCACAUCGGCGGGUUUCCUCCGCAGCCACUUCACUUUCACGCCACAGCACGUGGACGCGUCACCAGGGUUCAUGUGUGACAUAUACAGCCUGGACCCCCACUGCGUGUCUCCACCAUGCAACAUGAGUUGGGCGAUGGAGCCUGCUAACUUCUACGAGAGCGCCAAGCUGGGCGGGCCGCAGCAGGGGGUCUGCAAGCCGGGCAGCAGGGGCGACGGCGCGGCCGAAGACGGCACCAUGGUGGAGCUGAGCACCGCCGCCAUGUACGACGACGAGAGCGCCAUCGACUUCAGCCAGUACAUCGAGUCCAUGCCGGCGGUGCCGAACCUGGAGCUGUGCAACGACGAGUUCUUCCUCGACCUGUUCAACACCGUGAAGCAGGAGAAGGCGGAUUUCUACAGCAUGCACAGCGCCGUCCUGCAGCCGCCGCCGCUGCAGCCGCCGCCGCUGCAGCAGCAGCAGCAGCCGCCCCCCGUCGGGUACGCGCCGGAGCGGAACGCGGACGGCGCCCCGGAGAAGGGGGCGUUCAGCGCGCCCAUCAAGCAGGAGUCCGACUGGAGCGACAGCGACGCGUCCUCGUCGCUGCCGUCCCAGAUCGAGGCGUGCGCCCAGACCUCCGUCAGCCUCCCCACGGGGCAGCCGACGCCCCCCACCACCCCGGAGCCCGUGUCCGCCGGCAGCUCGGCCAAGUCCUCCCCGCGCAAGACGGGCCGCGAGAAGGGCAAGAAGGCCGUGGACCGAUACAGCGUGGAGUACCGGCAGCGGCGCGAGCGGAAUAACAUCGCCGUGCGGAAAAGCAGGGACAAGGCCAAGAAGCGCAACAUGGAGAUGCAGCACAAGCUGCUCGAGCUGAGCGCGGAGAACGACAGACUCCAUAAAACGAUCGAGCAGCUAACCAGGGAGCUCACCGGGCUCCGAGACUUCUUCAAGCAGAUGCCCGGCGCGUCCUUCGCCGGCGCCGCGAGCGCGGCGAGCCGGUGACACAGCAACGGUGCGCCACUGGGCUUUUAGGAAACAUACCUCAAGAGACAUUUCACUUUACCAUCUGUACCAGAUGUAUUUUAAGCUUACCAUAAUGGCACUGGAAAAUAUAUGAUGUUGCUGCCAUAUUUUUGUGGGAUUUUCUCUGUAUUAAAUUAUUUUACCACUGCAUUUAUAUGAUAUGAUGCUAUACCUGAUAUGGUACAUCUUUUAUAAUUCCAAACUUUGUAUAAGAGCCAGAGCAUGAUCUUUUAUAUAGUUUGUAUGAACCCUUGAAACCAUUUGUCUAUGGAAUCUAUAAUAAAAACAUCAGUGAAACGGUG
Betta splendens (Siamese fighting fish) is the source of this 1389-nucleotide messenger RNA. It is a transcript of the gene cebpd, whose product is annotated as CCAAT enhancer binding protein delta. Gene Ontology annotation, biological process: regulation of transcription by RNA polymerase II; DNA-templated transcription; regulation of cell differentiation. Gene Ontology annotation, molecular function: DNA-binding transcription factor activity, RNA polymerase II-specific; RNA polymerase II cis-regulatory region sequence-specific DNA binding. The record is from RefSeq and is a predicted model, not a curated record. The coding region runs from base 158 to 1066 and encodes 302 amino acids. The transcript has a single exon. NCBI's taxonomy places the organism in Eukaryota, Metazoa, Chordata, Actinopteri, Anabantiformes, Osphronemidae.